CGCCCGCUAGCGAUUCCUGCAGACUGAUCGCCCGCUGCCCGCAUCCCCUCUGGCUGCUCCCGGGCAUGGUGGGGCUUUACCCUGGUCUGGGCCCGCCCACCUGUGGCCCCCGCGGCGACUCGGCCCCGCCGUGACCGGUCUGCCCGCCUUGUGCUGCGACCCCCAGGAUGAAGGGCGGCGAGGGGGAUGCGGGCGAACAGGCCCCACUGAACCCGGAGGUCGAGAGCCCAGCGGGCUCGGCCGCCUACCGAGAGUUCGUGCACAGCGGCUACUUGGACCUCAUGGGGGCCAGUCAGCAUUCGCUGCGAGCGCUCAGCUGGCGCCGUCUCUACCUCAGCCGGGCCAAGCUCAAAGCCUCCAGCCGCACGUCUGCCCUGCUCUCGGGCUUCGCCAUGGUGGCCAUGGUAGAGGUACAGCUAGAGAGCAACCAUGAAUACCCACCAGGCCUGCUGGUGGCCUUCAGUGCCUGCACCACCGUGCUAGUGGCUGUGCACCUCUUUGCACUUAUGGUCUCCACAUGUCUGCUGCCCCAUAUUGAAGCCGUUAGCAACAUCCACAACCUCAACUCCGUUCACCAGUCUCCACAUCAGCGACUCCACCGUUGUGUGGAGCUGGCCUGGGGCUUCUCUACUGCCUUGGGCACCUUCCUCUUCCUUGCUGAAGUUGUCCUGGUUGGCUGGGUCAAGUUUGUGCCCAUUGGGGCCCAAUUAGGCACACCAGCCCCCAUGGUACCUGCCUCCCAGGUGCCUGGGAUUCUGCCACCUGUGGCCACCUCCCUUAAUCCAGGUUCCAAGCCAUCUUCUGUAGCCCCAUCACAGGCUCAGUCAUCUGAGGCUUGCCCACCUGGACAAGCAUGUGGCAGUGGUGGUGGGGCCUACGGACCAGGCUGGCAAGCAGCCAUGGCCUCCACGGCAAUCAUGGUACCUGUGGGGCUUGUGUUUGUGGCCUUUGCCCUGCAUUUCUACCGCUCCUUGGUGGCACACAAGACAGACCGUCACAGGCAGGAGCUAGAGGAGCUGAGUCGCCUGCAGGGGGAGCUGCAGGCUGUGUGAGGCUGGCGGGCACUGCCUCCCUGGGGUCUGCAUGAGGCCCCAGUUCUACAAACCCCAAUCUCUGCCCCUGCUUGGAGCCACUUCCAGUAGCCACUCUCAGGUAGAGACCAGAUACCUGCGUUCAGGGUCCUUUGGGCUGGGCCUUGGGGCAGCUCCCACAUUGCCAGGGAUUCGCCCUGUCUCUCCCAUGGGUUUUUUAAGUUCUACUCUAUACUGAGAAAGGAGGAACAAAGGAGGAAGUGGAAAUCCUCAGUCCAAGGCUCAUGCAGUAGGCAGAGGGGAGGCAGGGAGACCCUGGUCAGACCUUUGGUGCUGACCCUUAGCCAUUUGCCCCUACAUAAAAUGUAGAGGUCAGAAGGUCACAUGCCUACCCAGCUGCCCCAGAAGGCAGCUAACCCUUUGCUUUAUUUUUGUAGAGUCUAUUUUAUGGUUGGCAUUUGGGGGAAAGCUUUUCCCCAUCUCCAGAUUUUGAUGGGUUCCACUCUCUUCAGUUUCUGUAGAGAGGCAUUUGGGUGUUUCUACACCAAGCAAAGGACCAGCCUUUUCAAAGAGGAGCCUUCCCCAUAUUUUGGAGGUUCAGAUGCCUGCUCCACUGCCCUAGACCCAUACUUAUGCUUCUAUAUCUGGUUCUCACUCUGGGCCAGGGCUGGGGGUCUUUGGAAACUGAGGACCUGUGUACCCAGCCUGACUCCCUGGUAAGAGUUGGGGUAAGGAGGUUUUAAGGGAGAAGGUCUAGUCCCUAGCCCUUAGCAUACAGAGAUAUUCUGACACCAAAUGUUUGAUGCACCUUGUUUUGUAUAAUAAAAUGUGUUUCACAGA
Manis pentadactyla (Chinese pangolin) is the source of this 1871-nucleotide messenger RNA. RefSeq names its product ORAI calcium release-activated calcium modulator 3 (gene ORAI3). The record is from RefSeq and is a predicted model, not a curated record. Gene Ontology annotation, biological process: store-operated calcium entry. Gene Ontology annotation, cellular component: membrane. Bases 168 to 1052 code for a protein of 294 amino acids. Gene Ontology annotation, molecular function: store-operated calcium channel activity. The transcript has 2 exons. NCBI's taxonomy places the organism in Eukaryota, Metazoa, Chordata, Mammalia, Pholidota, Manidae.